AUGUUGACCACAGUGUUUCUGUCAGGGCUCCUGAUGCUGGGGGGUCUAGGAGGGGCAGCAGUAUCCGACUCACAGGUCAAUGGGAGAUCAAUCCACAAUGAUAAGACUUUUCUGGCCAGUGAUGCCGGUAGACAUACUGUGAGGAAGCAGCCACACCAACAGACAAAAAGUGAAAUUCGCAGGAGUUUGGAUCUUGAGAGCUUUAACAUACACGUGGCCCCCACCACCAGCAGAAUCAGUCUGCCGACUAUCAUCAAGCUGUACCCGCCCACUGUCAAACCACCCCACCUGCACGUCAACAUGCCCUUGCGUUUUGGAAGAGAGAGUAUACCUGACGACGACCAGACACCAAACUCAAACCCCAACAUGCCCCAGAGGUUUGGACGGUCCUGGGAGUUGAUUUGCAUGUGUUCCGAGUGCCCCGACAUCCAAGAAGUUCAGAACCCAGUGCUGCCUCACAGAUUUGGGAGAAAAAGUCCAUUCUGUAGCCUUCUUAGGAUUCUGGCCAACGCACAGUUAUUAAACACUGGCUUGCACUGGGCUGAAAAUGUUGACAUUACAACUGGCUCAGAAGACGGAGAGAUUCAAGAAAGAGGAUGAAACCGAAGUCUACUAUAGCAUGUAAAUAUCAGCAUGAGUCACAGAGUGUUUUUACAGUGAAAACAACAACAUGUUAGAGAAUAGAUAAGUUACUUGAAAUAUUUAAAUAAAGUUAC
Molecule: messenger RNA, 716 nt
Organism: Centropristis striata (black sea bass)
Lineage: Eukaryota; Metazoa; Chordata; Actinopteri; Perciformes; Serranidae
Gene: npvf
Product: neuropeptide VF precursor
Exons: 3
Coding region: 1-600 (199 amino acids)
Biological process (GO): neuropeptide signaling pathway; negative regulation of gonadotropin secretion
Molecular function (GO): signaling receptor binding
Source: RefSeq, a predicted model, not a curated record